AUGUCUGCUGCUAACACUAACAUCAAGGGUUUGUUUCGUCAAGUCAAGCCGUACGAACAUGCGGAGGAGCACGAGGAAGCCGACCAGCGCUUCCAUAAAGGUCUCGAGCGGGUUGAGCACUACGUCCGAAGUGCUAUCGACGCAGCCGACUUGAUCCCCGAAAACAAGGAGAUUGAGAAGAUCGACAAGAACAACGUCAGCUCGAUCGUCAAGGUUGUAACGAGGAUCGUCGCGGCAAACUCCAACGCGAUGGCCCAAGUUCAGGGUGGAUUGGCCGGCGUUUCGCACCUGUUUGAGGAGAUUGGUGAGGUCGCCCAGGAGAACGUCCAGUUGCGUGCAAGAGUGGAGACUUUGGAAGACGAAGUCCAAGCCCUGCAAGAACAGGUCGCAAACCCCCUCGUUGGGGACAUGAACGCUGCAGGUGUUCUCCAACUCAUCACCGGCAACCCCGAGUUUGCCGCUUUGGUCUCCGGUAUCGCUCGAGACGCCAUGGGUGUCCAUCCGGGUGCCCUUCCGCCCCCAAUCGAGGGAGCUAUGCCCGAGGCUGGGCCCUCAUCGCCUACGAAAGCGACCAAGGGUCGCAACAACAUCCUCCACGCCCAUGUUCACCACCACGUUCGACGUUUGAUCGGUAUGCAGUCGAAGCUGUUCCCGGGGUCAAUGGACACCGUGAACACCGGAUUGGAGGCCGUUAUAUACCCGAAGCCUCGAGUGAACGGUCAGAAGACCAUUAAACUCACGCUACCGAACGGCGUUCGUCAAACGUUCUUUCGACCGAACUGGAGGAAGGUCAAGAACAAUCCUGAAUGGGACGAUUUCGUUAGGAACGUUCAGGAUUCGGUCAUUGCAGGCUGGAACGAUUACCGAGGCGAUCCCCCCAAGGAGGUGCCCGAUCGUGCCCAGAUUUCGGUCAGUUUGUUCAAGUUCUGCAACACGAUCGCCGGUAAAGCGGGAGAGGGGAAAGCCACCUGCAUGGACGGUGGGAAAGACAGGGUGGGCUGGUCGAACAAGAAGGCCCGUGCGACCCUGGCCAGCCGGAAGACAAUCUGGACCUCUUCCCUGGUCAAUCAGUCCCGAAAGAGGGUCAUUUGGAAGCUGCUUUCGCAGCCUUGUUGCGCGCCGGUCUACUUCCCGAACGACCCGUACACGGAGAUGCGGUACCCGAAGCUAGACCCCUGCAAUGUGGAGACAAACGACCCCGCUGACGCCCUGUAUUUGGGUGCUUGGGAGGCCUACGGUCGCCACCACAUGGUCUCGGAGGGCGUCGCCAACGAGAAGAUCUCGGGGGCGAUCGAGAAGUGCUAUCCCAGUUGGAUGUCCGACGAGGCCGUCUUCGCCUCUGCUGCUCUUGACGCGGCGUACGGGUUGACCAUCACCCAGGCCCAAUGGCAACAGCGAUGGUGCGGGCCGAGGUCUUACUGGCCCCUAACGCAGCUCAAGACUGCCCAGUUGGCCCCCCCUUCGGCCCAGGAUGCCAACGUCCCCGAUCGCUCGGACAAAAAGCUGUGGGUGAUCUACCGAUCGAUGGUCAGGCCAGACGUUCUGGAGGCAAUCGAUGCGAACGACGCCUCGCUUGCUGCCCGGUUGUACCCCGAUCCGCCUCUCUCGGUCAACGACGCCGCGAUGGACGACCUGCCGACCGUCAUCGCCAAGCCCAGCAACAUCACCACGGCUACUGCGAUGCGGCCCAUGUUGCCCCCGGUUGGUCCCGCUUUGACCAAGGAACAGCUGCGAGAGAAGGCGCUCGAGUAUCUCGCUCAGGAUCACGGUAUCGUCGAGCACAUCGAGGAGGAGGAGGACGACGACAUGCAAGUCGACGCCGCGUAA
This is a messenger RNA of Filobasidium floriforme, 1827 nucleotides long. RefSeq lists its product as uncharacterized. The transcript is spliced from 7 exons. NCBI's taxonomy places the organism in Eukaryota, Fungi, Basidiomycota, Tremellomycetes, Filobasidiales, Filobasidiaceae. The record is from RefSeq and is a predicted model, not a curated record. The coding region runs from base 1 to 1827 and encodes 608 amino acids.